AUGGCAAACCUCAUUUUUAUGUUCCUUGCUAUCCUCUUUGCUACAACAACACUCACUGGGAAUGCAAUCUCCGAUUGCAAUGGUCCAUGCACUGACCUCAACGACUGCUCCGGCCAGCUGAUCUGCAUCAAUAGCAAAUGCGGCGACGAUCCUGACGUGGGAACUUCUGUAUGCGAAGCUACAUGCGCUCCCUCGACCCCUCUUACUUGCGGAACUGAAUCUUACACUACCUACAGCUGCUCCCCUCCAGUCACCGACUCCACGGCAGCCAUUCUGACGCUGAAUGACUUCAGCGAAGGCGGUGAUGGGGGAGCAGCGUCUAGCUGCGACGAGAAGUUCCAUGCAAAUUCAGAACUUGUGGUGGCGCUAUCCACCGGAUGGUUUGAUGGACGUUCGAGGUGUUUGAAGGAAAUUAUAAUUACGGCGAGUAAUGGGAAUAGCGUGACGGCGAAGGUGGUGGACGAGUGUGAUUCCAUGCACGGUUGUGACGAGGAGCAUGCAGGUCAACCGCCGUGUGACAAUAAUAUUGUUGACGGUUCGGCUGCCGUGUGGAAUGCGUUAGGGAUCGACCAGGACUUGGGAAGGGUCGAUGUUAACUGGUCCAUGGCUUGAGUAAUCGGUUCAUGAGGACUACUGUAUCUGUGUGUGUCUCAAAUUUUGAUAUGGUUUUGGUUAGUUUCUUAUCAUGUUCUUGUUGCUGAAUGAUUCUGGUGUGGGAAUUGGAAUUGUAUUUGUUAAUAAUUGAGUACCUCGGUAGUUUUUUUGUUACGGGAUAACCUCUCUACAUAAAUAAUAACAAACUCUUUAAUUUAACAAAAAAAUUUAUUAAAUGUAUACAAUUUUAGA
Molecule: messenger RNA, 846 nt
Organism: Daucus carota subsp. sativus
Lineage: Eukaryota; Viridiplantae; Streptophyta; Magnoliopsida; Apiales; Apiaceae
Product: kiwellin-like
Exons: 1
Coding region: 1-612 (203 amino acids)
Source: RefSeq, a predicted model, not a curated record